AUGGGAAACACAUUAAAAAUAUCACCGUGUUGUCAAUAUCCCAAUUCUAGGUUAAGAGUAUCACUUAUAUUCCACGACGGAACCACCAGGAUCAUCACCGGAAAACACUUAGCCGGAGAAAUCAUGUUUGAGUUUCCCGACAUGAUGGUUUGUCCAUCCAACUCAUUCUACAUCGGCUGCCCUGUUCCCAUCCUCUCCAUAGACGAUCAACUCAUCGCCGGCCUCACAUACCUCGUCCUUCCCAUCGACUGCUUCUCCUCCUCCGCCGCCGCCAAUCUCUCCGCUUCUUCCAUCGCUUCCCUCGCCUCCAGCCCUAAGAAGACUCCGAUCAACUUUAACGACAAGCCCUUCGAGUAUCUCAAGGGAUCUAACGGUAGGGUUUUGAUCAAGGUCUCGCCGGAAUUUCUCACUCGGGUAUUGGUUAGUGCCCGCCGGAAUGAUCAUGACCAUCGAGAUCGAGAUCAAGAUCAAGAUCUUCAUGGGCUUUGUAGCACGCCGGAAUUGAAGAAACAUUAUGAGCAGCUUGUCGGGAAUGGGAAAGAGAGGAAUGUUUGGUCGCCGAAGCUUGAAACAAUAUCUGAAUACAACAACCAUAAUAUUGUUAGGUUUUCUCCUUCCCGGUUAUUAGGGCUCUUGGAAAGGAAGAAACAAAGAGAACCGUCAUCAUAA
This is a messenger RNA of Impatiens glandulifera, 669 nucleotides long. RefSeq lists its product as uncharacterized. Lineage: Eukaryota; Viridiplantae; Streptophyta; Magnoliopsida; Ericales; Balsaminaceae. Bases 1 to 669 code for a protein of 222 amino acids. The record is from RefSeq and is a predicted model, not a curated record. The transcript has a single exon.